Pipra filicauda (Wire-tailed manakin) is the source of this 2923-nucleotide messenger RNA. RefSeq names its product galactose-1-phosphate uridylyltransferase (gene GALT). Bases 44 to 1138 code for a protein of 364 amino acids. Gene Ontology annotation, molecular function: zinc ion binding; UDP-glucose:hexose-1-phosphate uridylyltransferase activity. The record is from RefSeq and is a predicted model, not a curated record. Gene Ontology annotation, cellular component: cytoplasm. Gene Ontology annotation, biological process: beta-D-galactose catabolic process via UDP-galactose, Leloir pathway. NCBI's taxonomy places the organism in Eukaryota, Metazoa, Chordata, Aves, Passeriformes, Pipridae. The transcript has 12 exons.
CUGGAAGGGGCCGAUCCCGCCGGGUUUCCGGGAGCGGGCAGGCAUGGAGCCAGCGCCGGCAGGGCAGAAGGAGGGGGGCAGCCGCUUCCGCGCCAGCGAGCACCAGCACGCUCGUUACAACCCUCUGCGGGACGACUGGGUGCUGGUAUCGGCCCACCGGGUGAAACGCCCCUGGCAAGGGCAGCUGGAGAAGCCGCCCCCCGAGGACGUACCCCGCUGGGACCCCAAGAACCCCCUCUGUCCCGGGGCCACCCGGGCCAACGGCGAGGUGAACCCCCAGUACGAGGGCACUUUUGUCUUCCCAAAUGACUUCCCUGCGCUGCAGCCUGAUGCUCCAGAACCUGAUGACAGUGAUCACCCCUUGUUCCGAGCUGCCCCAGCCAGGGGUGUGUGCAAGGUGAUGUGCUUCCACCCCUGGUCAGACCUGACGCUGCCCCUCAUGUCCCUGGCAGAGAUCCGGACUGUCAUCGAUGCGUGGGCAGAGCUGGCGACCGACCUGGGUGCUUCCUACCCCUGGGUGCAGAUCUUCGAGAACAAGGGAGCGAUGAUGGGCUGCUCCAACCCGCAUCCCCACUGUCAGGUGUGGGCCAGCAGCUUCCUCCCGAACGAGGCGCGCCUGGAGGACCGGACCCAGCGUGAGCACCUGAGCCAGCAUGGUGUGCCCAUGCUGCUGGAGUACGCUGAGCAGGAGGCUCGCCGAAAGGAAAGGCUGGUGGUGGAGAAUGCGGACUGGCUGGUCGUGGUGCCGUACUGGGCCACCUGGCCCUAUCAGACCCUGCUGCUGCCCCGCCGCCAUGUCUGCCGCCUCCAGGACCUCAGAGAGGGCGAGAGGGACAGCCUGGCCUCCAUCAUGAAGAGGCUGCUCAUCAAGUAUGACAACCUCUUUGAAGUCUCCUUCCCCUACUCCAUGGGCUGGCACGGAGCCCCCACAGGCCCCCACCUGGAGGAGGACUGCAGGCACUGGCAGCUCCACGCCCACUACUAUCCCCCACUGCUGCGCUCUGCCACUGUCCGCAAGUUCAUGGUGGGAUAUGAGAUGCUGGCGCAGGCACAGAGGGACCUCACCCCUGAGCAGGCAGCUGAGCGCCUGAGGAGCCUCCCUGAGGUGCACUACAAAGAAGGGGACAAGGAGAUGUGAUGGGGAACAGCAGAGCCGGUCCUCAUAUGUGGUGCUGUUCCUUGUCUCCUUCACCAUCCUGGCUCUGUCUGUGCCUCCACAGCGUGCUCCUACCACCACCAAAGGGCUUGCACUCCUUACCAGUCCAGUCUCACUGGUGGGAUUGGGAGUUCUUCCUUCCCUGUGGAGGGACAUACCGGACAAUACCCCAACCUCGGACAAUAAAAUCUGGAAACAAAAGUCCCUCUGCUUGUGCCCUCGUGGCUCUCAGUCCUGGGUGGGAGGUUUAGGGUCUCUAGUGGGGACCCCCAACUGUUGGGGGGUGGGUAACACUGGUGGCUGCAGGAGAUGUACUGGCACCCCCAUGCCUCUUAUUCCUGGUCCUGCCUCUGUGCUGCCUCCUCUUCCUCCAUGGGGGGAGCUCUGAGUCUGUCUCUGAGUGCUGCAGGCUUGGGGAGGAGUGGGAAGCAGAGAGGAAUGGAUGUAGACCAAGGCUUAGCGAGCUCCUGGGAGAGGACUGAGUCCUGGCUAACUCACUGCAUGGAAGCUGCUGGCUGGAAUGGUCAGCCCUGGAGCUGUUCCUCUUCAUCCUCUGCCUGGGACUGCUGGCCUGCAGCCCUCAUGGUGCCUGCUGUGAGUGCUGGGGCUGCCGGGAUGCAGCCAGGCACUGGUGGGUCAGCUGUCUUCGUGGUGCUGUUGCUGCCCCCUUUAUCCUUCCCUGUGGCUGCACGUGGUGUGGGAUAGCAGCAUCCUGGUCCCUGAGCUGAGGGAUGCUGCAUUCACCUGUCUGUGCUCUCCUCCCUUGCAGCCCUUCCCUCCAGGAAAGCCCCAGGGCUGUGCAGGGGUAGAUUGUGGACAGUGAUGCCACCACAGCUGACGUGGGGGAGGAUGCUGUGCUGUGUACUAUCAUGUCUUUGCACAAAUAGUUUUUAUUUGUCACUAAAGAACCGUUCUCGCAACUCUCUAAUGAGACCCCUACCAUUGUCAAGUCUGUAAGUGAGCUCCUGAGAGCUGGAGGUACAUUGCAAGGAGAGAAAUGCUCUCCUCCUACCUACAACACAAGAGUUUGUGAGGAGGGCUGUGUUCCCUCUGACCCACCUGUGCAUCCCUGUCCAUGGGGCUGGGGGAGGCAGAAAGGCACUGAAAGCCACUGGCUGGGAGGCUGGAUGCUCUUCUACGUGCUGGUCCUGUCCUUCUGCCUGGAUUUCCCCAUCCCUGAAUCCACAAAGCAUCCCAAACUGACCUCAUGGCUCCCCAGGUGCCCCAGGGUUUUGGGGAGGAGCUGGAGCCAUCAUUGUACACAACGCCCCUGCGCACGGUAUAGGGGUUGCCCGGCUCGGAAUCUGACCUCUUGCAGAGUGAUUCCUUCUCUCCUGGGACGAGCAGUGUCCGUUUGGGCUCUGCGACCCACCCGAUCGCAGCCCCUCGUCCCUUAUCAUUGCAACCAGUGCCUGCAUGCCAACCUCUGAAUUACCACGCGUGCCUCCAGGGUCCUGGGAAAGCGGCAACAAAUUGGUUUAAAUGUGGCAAUCCAGAUUGGGGUAAUUAGCCGCUGAACCGGUUGUAACGAAGCUCGUCAUCUCCCUGCACGCGCAGUUAGCUCUGAUUUAAUAGCCCGCCGGCUCCCAGGCCGGGCUGCCGCGCCUCGGCCCGGGGCCGUAAAUGAAACUCGCAGUUAAGUCAAGCGGUAUUAAACUUUACAGUCGCCGUCUUUAGAAACGAGGCUCUCUCCAGUAAAUCAGAGCAAGUGCGAUUGUAAAUAUCGAGGCAGGAUCCAUAUUGCUUAAUUAAACAGCAGCUAAUGAA